CGAGCGAGCCAUGUCAGAGUUCCAGAUUUCGGUGGAAGAGCUCAACGACCUGCUGGCCAACGGCAGCGGCUGCUACAGCCUCCCCAGCGCGCACAGCAACGAGGUGGCGCCCCGCAUCCACGUGGGCAACGCGUUUAUAGCCAAAAAUGUCAUGCGGCUGCAGCGCCUGGGUAUCACCCACAUCCUGAACGCAGCAGAGGGCAAGUCCUUUAUGCAUGUGAACACAAAUGCUGAAUUCUACGAAGGAACUGGCAUCACGUACCAUGGCAUCAAGGCCAAUGACACUCAGGAGUUCAACCUUAGCCGCUACUUUGAGGAAGCUGCAGACUUCAUUGAAAAGGCACUAGCACAUAAAGAUGGCCGGGUCUUUGUCCACUGUCGUGAAGGCUACAGCCGCUCCCCAACACUGGUCAUCGCUUACCUCAUGCUCCGGCAGAACAUGGAUGUCAAGUCCGCCGUCAGUGCCGUCCGGCAGAAGCGGGAGAUUGGUCCCAAUGAUGGCUUCCUGAGACAGCUCUGUCAGCUCAAUGAGAGAUUAGUGAAGGAAGGGAAGCUGAAGAAACCGUAGCAGGGUCCCGGCUCUGUUCCUACUCUGCACACCCUCCGUAGAACUCUUCUGUUAGUAUUUUUUCAGUUGACAGCUCCAACUGCCAGGCUGCCGAGGAGGCAGGAGAAACCAUCCUGUUUCAUCCACUUUGCGCUAGGAAGGGGCUGGCAAUUUUUUUAAAAUUUUAAAUAGACACCCAGAGAGUUCUUGCAAUAUUGAGACACCCUUAAUGGUGGACUCCCACCUCCUCCUGCCAGGCUUUGGCUUGUCUCCUGUCUUAUUUUAGAGCCUGCCCAAUAUAUUGUGUGUGUAUGUGUGUGUGUGUGUGUGUGUGUGUGUGUGUGUGUGUGUGUGUGUGUGUUUUGUUUGUUUGGAUGCACUUUGCAACACAAUUCUGAAUGUUUCUCUUUUCUUUAAAACCCUUCCACUUAGUUUCACUUUGCCUGGUCUCCUCUAGCACAGCUCGUCCUCAUUUUCACCCUGUCAUUUGCUAUGUCCUGAGAACCCUUCAGGCUGGCUCCUUCUUCUCCCUUUGAGGUUUGAAAUGAGGACUUUGUUUGUUUACAUGUUCAGAGCCAAGGGCUGCCCCGCUAUCUGGCUACCAAUAUGUGCCAAAUAUGAUGGCUUAGGAGAGGUUUUCAGAUAGUCCCAUCACAUAGUCCCAUAUGAUCCAUGCCUAAUUUCAAUCAUGAGUUCUUGGCUGCUCCUAGUUGUCAAGAGGCAGUAGAAGUGUUGCGCUUCUGAAGUGUAGAUAUCAGACAAGCAAGUCAAUUGGAUUUGGGCUUCUGACUCCUAUUCUAGUGGCAGGUCACUUGUGGAUAGGAUUAGGAGCCGCGGUGGCGCAAUGGGUUAAAAUCUUAUGCUGACUGGACUGUUGGCCUAAAGGUUGGGUUGCUGAGCUGAAGGUUGCCAGUUCGAAUCCGCGAGAUGGGUGAGCUCCCGUCUGUCAGCUCUAGCUUGCAGGGACAUGAGAGAAGCCUCCCAGCAGGAUGAUAACACAUCCGGGCAUCCCCUGGACGUCUCAGCAGACGGCCAAUUCUCUCACACCAGAAGCGACUUCCAGUAAGUUCUCAAGUCACUUCUGACACGAAUAAAAAAAAACUUAUGGAUAAAACUCCACAAAUCCAGGCUCUUGAGAGAUUUUCAAAGCAGAUAGUCCCAGCCAAUUGAGGCUGAUUUGAUGCACCCCUUCUCUCCUUCAGUGUGUGUGUCACUAUUUUGUGGAAUCAUGAUUUUGAGUUGGAAGGUAUUUGGAGGUUGCCUACUCCAAUCCCCUGCUCCUUGGAGGUAUAUGCUGAUAGAUGGACUUGUAGCCUAUGACUAUAUUAUUUUACUGAAGGAUAGCCCAGUACCUCCAAAGUAUCUUCCACAAACAAAUGGCUCUUACAAUAAGGACAUUCAUACUAAUGUUUUGUCAGAUUCCCUUUCUCUGCAGAUUCCAUUCAUUAGUUCUAACCUUGUCUCUGAGCAAUAGAAAAUUCCAUCCACUCCAUUCUCCCCUCAAUAGCUCCUCAGAUGCUAUCAAUCAGGGGCCAAAUGAGAACUUGGUCAUCAAACUCAAUAACACAAAUAUCAAAGUUGAAUCCUGUUCCCAAAACAAAUCCAAUAAGAUUUUACUAAAGUAUACCUCUCUGCCCUUGUUUUUAAUCUUGUAGCCCUGUUGGUGAUGUUCUCAUUCUUAAGGCAUUUAUUCUGUAUGUGUUUUCCUUCAUGGGAACCAAAGCUGCUGUUGAGAGAGCAGAGCAUUGAAUCUGAGGAGGGGCAUGACCUUUCCAGAGCUUCCGAUUUAACUCCUUCCACUUGUCCAUUUUUAAAAAAACAUUACUAUUGCCUUUUCACAUUGCUCCUUUCUCAUUGCUCCUGCUUGAAGCUUGGCACCUCAGAGCAUCACAAGAUGGGGCAUUAUUGUUGCUUCAGUACACGAAAAUCACGCUCACUUGUAACCAUGUAAUCUUUCUGUAUAGCUCUGUGUCUCAUAGAAAUCUGUGGAUAUAUAAAAUAUAUAGUAAUCUGGUAUAUAUUUAUAUAUAGAUAUAUAUGCACACAAGCAAUGAUAAAGCCAUUUGAAAAUGUGCCAUUAAUGCAAAUAACCUUUUGUAUAUAUUGUUGAUAACGAACGUGUUCAUGCUUGGGGUCUCAGAAGCAAUUCUUAAGGCCAAUGUAGUAGAGACAGAGUGCAGCCAACUAGAAAGUGUUGCUGUCUUGGUAAAACAAAGUCCUUAGACUUUGCUUCUGGCUCCAUGUGGUGCGAUUGGACAGUAUUUACCCGAAUUCAAGAUGUCAGCUUCUGCUUACCUGUUGACACUUAAUAAUAAGAGGUGUUAACUAUCUGCUUCUUCUGGUCUAGUCUUUGUUAAUAAUGAUAAUAAUUUAAAAAUUAGGCAAAAGAAGCCGUUGUAUAAUUUAUUUUGGUAACAUAAAAUACAGGGAUGUUGAACAGGAGUUAAGUUGUGGAUGAAUGCGUAAGCCAUUCUUCGUUUGAGUAAAUUCAUUUCCACCCCUUAUUUGCUCCAUGGUACAGUUGAGCAGCAAUGCCUCAAAAGAGAUGUACAUUUCUGAGAAUUUUUUUUCUUAACUCCAGAAAAAAAAGGGAAACUAUUGGAGAGUAUUCUCCAAACAGUUUUGGUGAAUAUAUAUUAUUUGUAUAUAUAUAUUAAUGCACAAUCAUAUAUAUUAAUAUAUGUGUAUAUAUUAAUACACCAGUCUUAAUUUUUGCAACUCCAGUAAUGUGGGUUUCUGUUGUGCCCAUUCUGCAGAAGAUGAACUGAAACUAAUAGCUAUUGCAUUAGCUCAGUGGUAGAUGUAUUCUGCUAACAUAUGAAAUAAUGGGAUGUCUGUGAAUGUAUUGGCUGAAGCAAAUAUUUAAAUGGUUGAUAACAGUUCACAAGGAGUAAUGCUAAAAAUAGCAAACUAUAUAAUAUUUUUCUUUAAAAAGUUAAACCCAUAAUACUUUAUUUGUUGCCCUGUAUUGCGUGUGAAUAUUCUCUGGGAAUGUGUGGAGUAGCAUUCCACUUCUUUCAAGCCUGAUUUCUGGGCUGUAUGACUAUAUGCCUAAGCCUUUGUGUUUGAGUGCACAAUUUCCUGGUACACUUUUUAAAUAAGAAAAUGACCACUGCCAACCCCUUGCCACUUCCACUGCCUUGUUUCUUGCUAUCUUUUUAGUAAAAGGCCAGAUAUCUCCCCACAUCCCGAAGAAGAGAGUUUAGAUUGGCAGAUAUGGAGGGUAUGUGGCAACUCUGAGCUAAAAAGAUCUUGGUUAGCCAAGACUGUGGGGAACUACUGCCAGUUGGACUAGAAUGCUCUGAGCAGUGGCCAGACUUGCAGUAACGCUAACCAGACUUGAUGUAAAGCCAGCUUGAUGCAUUCCUAAUGGAAAUUUGGUCUUGGUGUCUCUUAAAAUUCUGCCCAUAAAUCUCUUUCCUCAACAGAGAAAUGUUAUCCUUAUACACAUUCUGUUUAGGAGUAUGUCAUUUUAUCAAUGUGGGCCUUAAUGUGUUGAGAAAGUGUUGAUUGUACUUUUCCUGCAUGUUGUUGGACUAGAUGGCCCAUGUGGUCUCUUCCCACUCUAUGAUUCUAGGAAAGGCUCUGAGAAAACAGUGGUGUAUGUGGAGGUUGAGUAUCCCUUAUCCCAGUGAUUCUCAACCUGUGAGUCCCCGGGUGUUUUGGCCUACAUCUCCCAGUUUACCAGCUGUUAGGAUUUCUGGGAGCUGAAGGCCAAAACAUCUGGGGACCCACAGGUUAAGAACCACUGCCUUAUUCAGAAAUUUUGAAUGCAGAUUACUGAGAUAGUAACAACUCUGCUUUUGAAUGGUUCAAACGUAUUAGCUUUGUUUUGUGCACAGAUUAUUACAAAUUAACUUCAAGUGAUAUAAAAAACGUUAAUGAACAUUGUAUUUUGACUUGGGUCCCAUCUCUAAGAUAUCUAUCUUAUGUAUAUGCAAAUACUACAAAAAUCUGAAAAUCAAAACAUUUGUGUUCCGAAGCAUUUCAGGUAAAGGAUACUCAACCUAUUUCUUCAAGUCUCCUGUUGAUUUAUGGUACAUUUGUUGACUGUAUACAUUUCAUAAGGAUUUUUAGACAAAGACUCUUCGGAGGUGCUUUGCCAAUUCUUUCCUCUGAAGUAUGGUCUAUGCCAUCUCUUAUCUGUUGGCAGUCUCCCAUCAAAGCCUUGGCCAGGACUGACUUAGCUUUUAAGAUCUGGUGCCUUUGAGGUAUUUUGGCAGAAAAUAAUUUAGAGCAGAAGAAAGGAACUUCAGAGCUGUACCUAAGGUGGUCAUAGAAGGUUCCCCAAUUAGUUUGCAUAAGCUACCAAUGAAGCCCUUUCUUGAAGUUCUAUCUCCGAUCACUGAUAGAGGUAGCAGAUAUUUCCUUCUGUUCUUUGUUCUGCCUCCCUAUUUGCAAGAAGGGAGAUGGGAGGAGCAACAAAACUAGACCAAAGUGCCAAAUGGAAUAACUCCACCCACUGCUUUGGUGAGGAUCCAAUGAUAUAGCAAAGCAUAUGUCCAGAUUAUUAGCUGCCAUCUAGCCCCUGGAGGUCUAUAAGUGGAUUGGUGGGUGGGAGAAGAUCUGCUUUCCUUGCAAAUAAGACUCCCCAGCCCUAUUUUACAGUAUUCUGCCUGUGAUAUUUGGGCACUGGCAGCGACUGCUUCUGUGCUUUGCAUUUGCCUUCUGAUAGUCAGAAAUAUGCUACAAUCUAGUGGAUGUCAGACGACUUUGCAUUCACCUAAGCGGGUGACUGACCAAACACUUAUGAGCUGAUGGAUUUUUAGGGUAGGGGUACUCCAAGGGGGAAAAAGAAGGGUGAACAGCGAGUUGACACUACCCUUAUGAAGGAGGUGGGCAACGAGUUACCAGACGAUUCUGUACUGUUGUCUUUUACAUUAGGUGGGUUGUGUGUUUGUUUUUUGGCAUUUGCGAUAGGGAAAAUGAUGCACAAUUGUCCAAUAAAGUCUUAUUCUGUGUGGCA
Messenger RNA from Anolis carolinensis (green anole), 5513 nucleotides. RefSeq names its product dual specificity phosphatase 3 (gene dusp3). Lineage: Eukaryota; Metazoa; Chordata; Lepidosauria; Squamata; Anolidae. The record is from RefSeq and is a predicted model, not a curated record. Gene Ontology annotation, biological process: negative regulation of T cell activation; positive regulation of mitotic cell cycle; negative regulation of JNK cascade. Gene Ontology annotation, cellular component: cytoplasm; cytosol. The transcript is spliced from 3 exons. The coding region runs from base 11 to 568 and encodes 185 amino acids. Gene Ontology annotation, molecular function: MAP kinase phosphatase activity; protein tyrosine/serine/threonine phosphatase activity.